Messenger RNA from Talaromyces marneffei, 3150 nucleotides. RefSeq lists its product as uncharacterized. Lineage: Eukaryota; Fungi; Ascomycota; Eurotiomycetes; Eurotiales; Trichocomaceae. The transcript is spliced from 5 exons. Gene Ontology annotation, biological process: cytoskeleton organization. Bases 1 to 3150 code for a protein of 1049 amino acids. The record is from RefSeq and is a predicted model, not a curated record. Gene Ontology annotation, cellular component: cytosol.
AUGUCCGCCCACCAGAUUGAGGCCGAUGAGCCUGAACAGGUCAUUGUAAAAGCAGAUGAGGUCGAUCAGAUCGGGACCGAUAUUUCGCCUGUUCCGGAUGAAGAGCUAUUGGCGGAGGUUGUCGACAGUCUCACUCUAGAACCUUCGCCAGUGAUUGAGAAGCAAAUCCCAGCAGCCUCUACUUCAGGCAAUGCCCGGCCUACAGGGCGACCAGGCCUCGCGCGUGAUGCCGCUGCACCCCCUCCACCAAUGCAGCCACCGCCUCCUGCUCCUGGCCAGAAUGCAAUAGAGCUAGCCCCAGACUCUCUCAGCCUUGCGCAGUUGAGACGCAUAGUACAAGAUAUUCCGAAAGUUGAACAGCAAGUGUAUGCUUUUCGCUAUGCCGACACUCAACCUUUCCCAGAGGAGCUUGACGAGUGGUUUCAGUACAGUGAGCCCGAGCGAAUGAUGCUUGUCGGAUCCAAAGUCUCAUUUCACCAGCAAUGGAAAGAGUUUUGUCAUCAACACUCGCUCGAUACUAGCACUUCAUGGCUUGAUGCCGAGCAUAACACUCGAAAAUCUUUUGUCAAUCAUCUUUUAUCUGGGCUCGGUGACUCGGAUUUGUACACUCGAAUUGAAGCACUGGAAGCGGUAUGCUAUGCAAUGUGCGGUGUUUGGGGACUAACCGGAGGAAGGUCUGUAGAGGAUUACCUAGAAAACCCAACGCCUGUGGAGGAGUCAGAUAACCCUAGGACGAAAUCUCUUCAGAUCAAGUGGAUAGUUGAAAAUGUGCUUCUCAUUCACGAAUGUGACGGCAUUCCGAGACUUUACGAGUACAUGAAGUCUAUAUAUGAUAAGGAAACGAGUCCGCUCGACACCGACCCUGUUGAUCUGGAUAAUGAAAAAGAACACGCCACAUACCUUAUCGCCCGCGAACGUGAAUCUAAUCUCAUUUUGACGUGUAUGUAUUUUGUUGUCGAGGUCGCCAGAAGACAAGAAGCACUUGACAAGACGAAUGUGAAAUUACGGGAUGCCGUUUCUGCAUUACAGCCAAGUCUACUAAUCACUCUUGUCAAAGUCAUUUCUGGAUUGCGAUGGGAGGACUCUGCCGCCAUACCUUUCACUCGGAUUGCUUUGCUUUUUUGGAAAGCUAUAAUCCUUAUAUUCGGUGGCACUCAGAGUCUAGAGGAUGCAAAGAAGGAAUUGGAACCCAAGAUGGAUGUUCCCAAAGAUCCAGCUGACCGUCGCGAGCCUUUCUUAACUGCAUCUCCUUUAGACUACCAUAUCUUUCGCCAGGAAGUCACGUCGAAAUACCCAGCCUACAAUCCCCCUCCACCAGUGGUACCUCUAGAGUUGGAUCAUAACUCUAUACUCCCACCAUUUGCAAACCAUCCUAGUCGGCUAGCUUCCACGCAAGGAGUGUCUGGUCCAUCUGCAGUCGGUAGCAGCGGCUCCAUUCUUCAUCAGCCUGUGCACAUUGCCACACCAGCUCCGUCACCACCACCAUCCCCGAUAGGACCAAGUGGCAAAGCAGCGAAGAAACAAAACUAUCAAACUAAUCAACAUUUUCCCUUCAUGUACCCACCUUUAGAUGAUUCAAGCAACAAUAUCGGCGGCAAGGGUACAAGUGAGAUGCAAGACACUUUGGUGGGAAAGAAAUGGGAGGGCAGCGAUGUCCCAGCUUCAAUUAUCGAGGCUGGUAAACUCUUUUCCAGCCACGUUAAGAUGACUCGGGCAACCCGUCAAUUAUGGGAGGAACGUGAAAGGUUUAUGAAAUAUGAGCGGGGCUGGAAUGCCGACGAUACUGCAAACGAAGGAACAAAUGACGAGGAACAGUCUGACACAAGUCCGGCGCCUUCAGAAAGUCGAAGAGGCAGUGGAAAGCCAAGUCCUCCAGAAACAGAAAAUGAAGAUGUCCAGCGACGAUUGGAUGCGGUUGAGGGCUUCUAUAAGCAAGCAAUGCCACAUCUUCAAGCAAUCGUCAUCGUUCUACUGAAAGUCAUUCUGACCAAUAUCAGUUCCAUGAUAAACCAAGCAAAUGGCCAGAGCGGUCAUGGCACAAGCAUGACCAAUGGCUAUCCUUAUGGCGGGACACGAGAAGAUUUCCUAAACGAUGUUGAAGAGCUCGAUAUUAUCAGACUACGAGAAAUAACCGGAAAAGCCAUAUCUGGAGCUUUGUUGCUCUUGUUAAAGUGGUUCAAAAGAUCCCAUAUUCUAAAAUUCGAGUACAUGACACAAUUGCUUCUAGACUCGAAUUACCUUCCAUUGAUACUGAAGAUGUUUGCUCAUCAAGAUGUCGAUCAUUUGAUCGCUCAGCAAAAUGACCGCAAGGAGUAUAGUUUCUUUCAUUUCUGCCGUUUCCAUUCCGACGAUCCACCUGAAGAGGAUGCUUCUAUAGAAAACGAAUCAAUGGACGAGGAAGAAGAGGCUAUACCGCCUCCUAUCCUACGCCGUAGAGCAUCAGUGAACGGAAGUUCAUCGGUACGAGGUCCAUCGCCUGUGAAAAAUGAACAGGGGUAUUCCGAUGGUAUCGUGAGACCAGAAGUCGAUGAAUUAGGGUAUCCGACGGGACCAGUUCCUGAAGACCCAAUCACAACGUAUUCUUUCCGCAACUUCUUCUCAGUCAUCAACUAUCUACAUAUCAUGCAGAAGAUUACACGAGACAAAGCACACCGUUGCCUUCUCCUUGUGCAAUAUAGGUCCAGUACAAUCCUUCGAAAGGGUCUAAAGAUACCAGAUCCUCAUCUUCGACUUUAUACCCUAAAGUUAUUCAAAUCGCAGGUUCCAUACUGUGGUCGAAAAUGGCGGCAGACCAACAUGCGUGUCAUCACAGCUAUAUAUCUCUACUGCCGUCCUGAGCUACGAGACGAUUGGCUGGCUGGCUCAGACGUUGAUGCAGAAGUAGAAGAUGCUUUGCCUCUAGAACAGGCGCUCCGUGGUCUGACCCACUGGUGGCAUUUACGUCAAUAUAAAGACGUAUUGAACAUUGAAGACGAGGGGACUUCUCUUUUUGAGGAAGAGAGAGAUUUCUUCACCAGGGAGUUGGACGCUAUGGGUUGGGGUCUCUUUGGUGAGGAUAUGCUGAAUGACGUAGAUGAGAGAGAGUUUGGGAUGCCUACAAAUGGGACAACUGAGUGGGAUGGCGGGCCGUUACAAAUGGAGGGUUGGUGA